AUGAACGCCUCACGGUCCUCGUACGGGCAGGAUCUUCCGAGCGAUCUUAUUGAGCUCAUUGACCACACAACCCGAGGGGUGCAGCGUCUGUAUGAGACGACGCGGCGCAGGGAGAACUCCGGCGCUGCGCGUGAGAGACUGAGGCCACCGGUAGACGACUUCGCAGGUGCACGCGGCGCGAAUUACGCAGAGAUGUCUGACGACGCAGCGCACGCGGGCCGCGCCGCGGCCGUGACGCCUGUCGUUGGGGCGGCAAGUAGGGCAGUGGCUGUCGCGUCGUCGUCGUCCGCGGCGCGGCAGACGGCCGCGGCGAUGUACGAGCAGCGGUCGCCGUAUGACGGCAACCAUCGCGACGGCGGCAGGCCCCCCCAGCGCCGCCGUCGCCCAGAGGACAGCUGCCACGACAAGAGCGCGAGCAGCAACGGGACAGGCGGAGGCCGGCGGUGGCCGUGGAGCCGCGUGCAGACGCCGCCGGCGGGCGGCCUUGCGGAGGGGCGCUCAGGCGCCUCCACGACGAACACCACGAUGUCGUCAGACGCCUCGUACCGGCUGUACGCCGCCCAUCGGCACCCGCAGCAGCCGGCCGCGGCUGGCGAGCAGCACCUUUCGCUGGCAAGCAACGUGGACACCUCCGCCGCGGCGGAGGACGGCGGCUCCGCCCAGGCUGGCCAGCGCUGGAAAGACACCUUCAAGUCGCUUCUCUCUGCGGCAGCAGAGCCUGCGGCCACCGCCGCCCCCGUCGUGUCGGCUGCACGCGUGCCUGCCGACCACCCAGCGGUCGCGGCGUCACAUGCCCCGCCAGAGGUCUCCCUGUCGCUGGAGUCCAGGGAAACCGGACGACACCCAGAGGCCGUGGCGCAAAGCAACCCGGCGCUGGAGCGUUUGCGGUCUCAGUUGGAGGAGCAGGAGACAUCCCACCGUGAGCAGCUCGCGCUGCUCCGCAUGGAGCACAAUCGCGAACUUGCCCAGCUUCGCCACGAAGCCUUACAGGCACGACAGAGGGCGGAGGAAGAGGUGGCGACGCAGCUGCAGGCAUCGUUUACCGUGAAGCAGAAGUUGCUUCAGGCCUCCGUGGAUAACGAGCGGAUGCAGGCGGAGGAGGGGCGAAAGACGAUGGAAGAAAAAGAAAGAAUCAUCGAGCGACUGCGAGCGGAGGUUGAGGCCGCCACCUCCCGCUCCCAAUCGAUGCAGAGCGAGGCGGAAGCAAAGAAGAGGCAGGUGAUAGAGCUGCGUGAGUCCUUGACAAACACCCGAAAGCAGCUGGCGGGGCUGGAAGAGGAAGUGGUGAGACGCAAAGGCGAGUUGGCGGAGAGUAGGCGGCGGGAGAAACUGAUGGCGGAGCGUGAGCAGGAUGCGAUGGGCUUGGUGAGCCGGCUGGAAUUGCAGCUGCGGGAACAGGAGCAGCGAUCACGGGAGGAGCUUCGCCGGCUGGAGGCGGAGUUCCACUCGACUACGAAAAGCUACCAGGACCUGCUCGGCGAGGCAACCGAGAAACUCACGUCGCUGGAGAAGGUGCAGCGAAAGUACGACACACUGAGGGAGCAGCGGCGGCAGCAGAAGCAGCACCAGGAGGAGUUGACGUCCAACGUGGCUGCGGCGCAGGAGGGGAGGCGGCAGGCCGUGGAGCGUGCGGAAACCCUCCAGCAGGAGUUGGAGCAACUCCGCCUGCAGCUUGCGCGGAAGGAGCACGAAAUGCGUGAGGAGCGUGCGGGACAUCAUAGAAUUGUUGAGGGCAUCACACAACAACUGCAGGAGGAGGAGUCGAAGGCCAGCCGUGAGACGGAAGAGCUGCAAAAGGCUUUGCACCAUGCGGAGGACCAGACGAUGCGCCUGGAACGUGAGGUGGCGGGUUUGAAUUCCCAGCUGAAGGAGGAGCAGGAGCACAGCAAGCAGCUGCUGGUGCGACUGGAGCAGAGCGCCGUGCGGCACCAGGAGGAUCUUGCCUCUACACGCCGUGCGGCAUCUGCGCAUCAGCAGCAGACAGAAGGCGUCCUCGCCAGCUUGAAACGCCAGCUGCGGGAGAAGGAUGCGAAGCUGGAGGCGCUUGCCACCACGGCCUCAGAGCCGGUUCAGCGGCUACGCAGUCAGCUCGAGGACGAGCGCAGCAAGCGGGCCCACCUCGAGGAGCAGUUCAACCGCUACAAGCAAAGGGCAAAGGUGGCUAAAGAGGCCGCACUACGCGAGGUGCGACGGGAGCAGCAGCGCAUGCCGUCCGUCCCGCGUUCGCAGAGCCGAGCAUCCGCGACGCUGCCAGCAACAUCGCCCCGGCUCGAUGGAGAUAAAAUGUCGCAUGGAGAUGAGACUCUGCGGCUGGAGGAGUCUGCCACCACAACCCCGAAGGGUCAACGUGCGCCGAAGCCCGUUGCUCCGCCCCCCCCACGCUCAGUCAACCGCUCACGGGACAGAAAUAUCACGACCCCGCCACGCUCAAGUGUCGCCCAGGUAGGAUGGGAAUCUGUAGAAUCCAUCUCUAACAUCUCUCGAAGCUCGCCCCUGUGUAGCAGCCACAGUGAAGUUAUUGGGACUGGGGCUCAUCCAUUUGGAGACGUUGAACGGCUUCACGACGUCACGCAGCGAGAGUCACCCACCUCCUCUCAGGCCCCCAAGCUUGAUAACGUAGAUGAUAGAAUCCUGCAGCACGAGCAGGUUCUUCGGGAGUUUCAUCAAUCAGCGGCGGAGGUUUUCCGCAAAAUCACGGGAAACCGCGACGAAUUUCUUGCAAAAUGCACCUCUGUGGUGCGUUCUGUAUCGCACCGUGGCGGAGAUGAAGAGCCUUCCGCUUCCAGUACAACCCUGGAGGGGCUGUUGCGUUGA
Molecule: messenger RNA, 2814 nt
Organism: Trypanosoma conorhini
Lineage: Eukaryota; Euglenozoa; Kinetoplastea; Trypanosomatida; Trypanosomatidae
Product: BRCT domain-containing protein
Exons: 1
Coding region: 1-2814 (937 amino acids)
Source: RefSeq, a predicted model, not a curated record